AAUAGGGCAAAGCAAGUGAUAAAGCAUACAUCGGGAUCAAAAAGUUAUGCUCAAAUUCGAUAUGAACAGGCACAAAAGAAGGAGGAUCGAAGUGAGCCCAAUAGAAUUGAGAUGUUUGCCCUGACACACACAAGAAAAGAUGGGACGCCUGUUGAUGAUCAUUCUAAGGAGAUUAUGGAUCAAUUUCAGCAAUUACUAUCCCAACCUGAGGGGACAUCUUCUUCUACUUCUACAUCAUCUGGAGCAUCUACAUCUGUAUCAUCUACAUCUGUAGCAUCUACAUAUGUAGAUGAGAUAUAUACUCAAGUCAUGGGUCCAAAGAGGCAUGGUCGUGUUCGAGGGUAUGGAUUUGGUCCUACUCCUACCUCAAUCUUUGGUUCUACUAGUAGAAGGCGAUCAGGAGUUAUUCUUUCAACACAAAUUGAAAACGCCCAAGAGAUGCUAAUAGUUGCAAAACAAAAGUUUACAACUGCAACUGAAGAACUCUCAAAUGUGAAAGAGGAACUCUCACAUGUGAAAGAAACAUUUGAAGAGAGGUUGAUAGAAGUUCAAAGAAAGACACGAGAAGAAGUGAAAGAAGAGUUUGAAGAAAAAAUUAUGGAAAUGCAAAGAAAAAUGCAAGCACAAAUGCAAGCACAGAUUCAAGAACAAAUGAUGCAACAAUUUCAGCAAAAGCAGUAGAAAUUUGAAGAUUUUGCUACAUCUUUAUAUGAUAGAUUCUCUUAACUUUUUUGAAGAUUAUGCUACUUAU
Vitis riparia (riverbank grape) is the source of this 751-nucleotide messenger RNA. RefSeq lists its product as uncharacterized. The transcript has 3 exons. Bases 112 to 681 code for a protein of 189 amino acids. Lineage: Eukaryota; Viridiplantae; Streptophyta; Magnoliopsida; Vitales; Vitaceae. The record is from RefSeq and is a predicted model, not a curated record.